AUGGCUGCCAAUAAGUUGGACAUGAGCUUGGAUGACAUAAUUAAACAGAACAGAUCAUCACAAAGAGGAAGAAGUAGUAGUAGAGGUGGAAGGGGAAGUUUCCGUGGAAAUAGAGGCCGUGGUGCCGGUGGACAAAACAAAAGAGGCGGCGGGACUCCAGGAGUGUUCAGAGGAGGAGUGAACAGAAGACGCAGUGGAACUGGCGGCACUUUUAACCAGCGGAGUCGUGAGGUCCCAGAUGUCUGGCAGCAUGAUAUGUAUGAUGGAAGUUCAGUACCAGCACGCCGAGGUGGUGGAGGAGGAGGAGGGCUGGGAGGUCCAUCUCCAGGAGGAUCAGGAAAACUAUUGGUUUCAAAUCUUGACUUUGGGGUCAAUGACUCUGAUAUACAGGAAUUGUUCUCAGAAUUUGGACCCCUUCAGAAGGCAGCAGUACACUUUGACAGAUCUGGCCGAUCCUUAGGUACCGCUGAAGUUAUUUACCAAAGACGUACAGAUGCAGUGAAAGCACUGAAGCAAUACAACAAUGUCCCUCUUGAUGGUCGACCCAUGAACAUACAAUUGGUAGGCGCAGCACCAUUAGGGAACACAAGUUCACGACUUGGAACACGAGGUGGUGGCAGCAACAGACCUGCAAGGGGAGGAGGAGGAGGAUUUCGUGGAGGUAAUAGAGGUGGAAGAGGUCGUGGUGGACGCGGACGAGGACGCGAAAAGAAAGACAUCAGCGUUGAAGAGCUCGAUGCACAGCUGGAUGCCUAUAAUGCUAAGAUGGAUACCAGUUAA
Candidula unifasciata is the source of this 780-nucleotide messenger RNA. The record is from the annotation of a GenBank genome assembly. NCBI's taxonomy places the organism in Eukaryota, Metazoa, Mollusca, Gastropoda, Stylommatophora, Geomitridae.